This is a messenger RNA of Malassezia sympodialis ATCC 42132, 570 nucleotides long. Its product is annotated as Spo12 family protein. The record is from RefSeq and is a predicted model, not a curated record. Lineage: Eukaryota; Fungi; Basidiomycota; Malasseziomycetes; Malasseziales; Malasseziaceae.
AUGUCGCACUACCCCAUGCCCCCCAAGUGCAAUGCGGCCGGCCUCGCGCCGGAGCACUCGAUGGUGCUGCCGGAGCGCGCCGCACGCGAGGACGAGUCCUCGAUCCUCGAGGCGCUCGCGCACCCCACGGACCUGGCCGCGCAGGUAUUCGCGCCGGACGUGAUCUACUCCAUGCCGACCGGCGAAGUGGUUGUUGGCAAGGACGCUGUGCUCGCGCGCUGGGUCAUGCCCCAGCAUGCCUCCCUGCGCCUCCUCGAGACGCCCGCGUCGCUCCCGGCGCGCACCAUGGUCCUCGACAAGGCGGGCGCGAGCGCCGAGCGCAGCCUCGUCGUGCUCAAGCGCCGCGAGCACGACGGCCUCAUUGCCAGUGUCACCGAGGAGAUCGGGCACCGCAAGCCGACCGUGCCGCUGGCGGCGCGCGCCGCCACCCACGUGUUCAGCUCGCCCACCGAUAUGAUGAUGUCGCCCUGCAGCUCCAAGCUGCAUCUCGCCAAGCGGCGCCACCACAUGAAGGCCAAGCCGACGCGGCUCUUUGCGGACCAGAUGGAUUCGGCCGCCUCCCGCACGUAG